Oenanthe melanoleuca is the source of this 779-nucleotide messenger RNA. Its product is annotated as E3 ubiquitin-protein ligase NEDD4-like. The transcript has 9 exons. Gene Ontology annotation, molecular function: sodium channel inhibitor activity; ubiquitin-protein transferase activity. The coding region runs from base 141 to 779 and encodes 212 amino acids. Lineage: Eukaryota; Metazoa; Chordata; Aves; Passeriformes; Muscicapidae. The record is from RefSeq and is a predicted model, not a curated record. Gene Ontology annotation, biological process: regulation of dendrite morphogenesis.
UGAAUACUACAACUCUCUGAAGUGGAUCCUGGAAAAUGACCCCACCGAGCUGGAUCUCACGUUUUGCAUAGAUGAGGAAAACUUUGGGCAGACAUAUCAAGUGGACCUGAAGCCCAACGGGUCCGAAAUGAUGGUAACAAAUGAAAACAAGCGGGAAUACAUUGAGCUUCUUCAUCAGACCUUUCUACAAGAUGAUGCUGGGGAAGCCCAUAACCCUGAAGGACAUGGAGUCAGUGGAUAGUGAAUACUACAACUCUCUGAAGUGGAUCCUGGAAAAUGACCCCACCGAGCUGGAUCUCACGUUUUGCAUAGAUGAGGAAAACUUUGGGCAGACAUAUCAAGUGGACCUGAAGCCCAACGGGUCCGAAAUGAUGAUGGUAACAAAUGAAAACAAGCGGGAAUACAUUGACCUGGUCAUCCAGUGGCGAUUUGUCAACAGAGUGCAGAAAGAAAUGAAUGCCUUUCUGGAGGGAUUCACAGAACUGCUUCCUAUCGACCCGAUUAAAAUUUUUGAUGAAAAUGAGCUGGAGUUACUGAUGUGUGGCCUUGGUGGCGUGGAUGUCAGCGGCUGGAGACAACACACCAUCUACAAAAAUGGUUACUGCCCAAAUCACCCUGUUAUCCGGUGGUUCUGGAAGGCUGUGCUGCUGAUGGACGCUGAGAAGCGGAUCCGGCUGCUGCAGUUCGUGACCGGGACGUCCCGCGUGCCCAUGGACGGGGCGGGACAGGGGCGGGACCGGGCAGUCCCAGAAGGCAGAGCCCGGGAGGAACCGGGAUGA